UCGAAGCAAAUAGAUCACCCACCGCCGUUACGAUCAGUCCUGUUAUUCUUCCGGUAUGGCAAACGACAGACCAGAACAGUCAUUACCCUCAUCCUCAUUUGAUGAACGGAAUUUACCAGCUCCAGCUCCAUCUCCAUCCGAUUACAUCGAAGCAAUAAUUUCAAUUUUACAUAGGAUGCGUGAUGGGGAAUCCACUAACGGCUACGGAUGUAUGACCUGCUACAUGCACGAUUUGCUCGGCAACUUGAACAAUCCCGAGCCACUGGACACUCUAGUUCAGUCUUGUGUCAUUGAGCAUUUCGCUGACUUUCACACAUCAAAAAAUACAAUAUACAGAGAGAAGGCCGAUUAUUUUAUUAGGCACCUGUUGCAUUUGAUGGUUGCUGAAACGGCAACAGGCUUUCUUGAUGAACGUGCUUCGAUCAUUCUGAAGUUAUGCAAGUUUUUGAGGUCAAAGGUUAGUUGUGAGGAUUCGUUGUAUGUUUUAAGUCUUCGCUAUUUAAGAGAUUUGGCGGAGAAGGGUAAUUAUAUGCUGAAUGACAAGUAUAAAACAUUUCACUUGAAGGACCAAAUUCUAGCCAUUUUUGAGGAUUUGGUAGAAAGAUUGCUUCUUGAUUUGCAUCGGUCCUUCAAUUCACCUUCAACCAAGGAGACCACGGAUUCAUUAGUCAGCGAUUUUCGUGACUUGAAGGCAUUUUUGCGCCUUUUGUACCGUGCUAUUCAGGAGAAGGAGAAGCAGGAGGAGAUGGAGAAGAAAGAGCAGGAGGAGGAAGAGGAGAAGACAAAAGAGAAGGAGAAGAAAGAGCAGAAGAAGGAGAAGGAGAAAGAGAAAAUUAAAGAGAAGGGAAAUAAAAAACUGGGAGAGGAAAAGAAGAAAGAGAAGGAGCCGGCGCCAAUUUCUUCACAAAGAGAUGAAUAUGCCACGGAAAAAAAGUCUCUUCGUUUUAUCUGUUUCAAUUUGUUGGAUAACAUUGCAGGUCUGCUCGAUAAAGUACAAUUAAGUCUAACUAAGGAAGGAAAGAUCAACGAAGAAAAAGUCCAACCUGGAUGGUUUAUAUAUCUCGCCAUUUUGGAAGAGAUGAAUUUCAUUUCUAGAAUUUGUCCCCGUCGAUUUAGGCUUGUAUUAAAUAAUGCAAAGCUUCCAUUACGUGCUCUAAUUGUUCGAUUUGCCAAGAGAACAGACGGCCAUGACUAUCAGUGGCUUCUUGAGCACAAAAAUGUAACUGAUAGUGAUUCUAGGAUGCAUUUGGCGAUGUUGAUGAUCCCAAGAGUUAUUGAGUCUAUAGAUGCAGAGUUGAUGAAGACGCUAGCUCGCUGGUUUCAAGAUUUGGACACAGAUCAAUUUGGGGUAUUCGAACAUAAGAGUCUUACAGAUCCUCAAGUAUUGCAUGAAUUGUUAUGCAAGUCAUGCAAAAUUAUAUUCAACCCAAAAAAUCCCCUUUUCGUAGCCCAUCCAGGCGAUCCUCCAAGCUUCGAUAUCAAUCCUGAAUUCAAUCCCGAACCCUCCCACUAUGAGUCUGUGGAAUUUGCUGGCAAAGUGAUUGCAUUAGCUGUAAUACAUAAAGUGAGAAUAGGUGUUGCAUUGGAUGGUGUGUUCCUAUCGCAGCUUGCUAAUUCAUCUUCGUAUUAUAGGUGUAAUAAGGAUGUGUUGGUAUCAUUUUUUGCUCAAGGCUUUGCCAGUGUUUUUGGCGUGUCAUUCAAAGAAUUGUUGUCUUUCAAAGGAUUACAAUAUGAAGACAUUAAUCAAGUGCUGUGUAGACCCUCGACAAGUUCAGUACUAUCUAAUAGUAAAAGAAAGAAGGAGAUACGCAUCGAUCCUCCAUUGUCUCACGGCAAGGAAAAAAGAAAGAAGGAGAUACGCAUCGAUCCUCCAUUGUCUCACGGCAAGGAGGUCAAAAAACCAGAACGUAACUUUAGGAAUUGGCAAAGGGGCUCAAUGUUGGGAAGUGGGUCGUUUGGAGAAGUCUACAAAGGAACUGCUGAUCCCAACGGAUUCCUUUUUGCUGCAAAAAAAGUUCCACUUGAAGACACACAAAAAGUCAGCUCAAUUGAGCAUACGGUUGGUUCACUACGUCAACUACAUCACGAAAAUAUAGUCGAAUAUUUUGGCACAAAAAAGGAGGAAGCAAAUCUCUAUAUUUUUCACGAGUUUGUAAGUGGAGGGUCUCUCGAUAAAGUUCAUAAAGAAUUAAUCCUUGAUGAUGCCCGAGUGUCCUGCUACACACAACAGAUACUGAAAGGUUUGAAGUAUCUCCAUGAGCAAAAUGUUAUGCAUGGAGACAUCAAAUGUGCAAACAUACUGUUGAAUGAUAAAGGAGUUGUGCAAAUUGCUGAUUUUGGAUUGGCAAAGGUCAUUGAUUCAGAGAAUCUCCACAAGUCAAGCAGAGCGAUUCCAGCCUGGUCCGCUCCUGAGGUCAUUGAUUCGACACGACAAGGAGGAUAUGGACUUGAAGCAGAUAUAUGGAGCCUUGGCUGUACCGUAUUAGAGAUGCUAAGUGGAGAAUAUCCAUAUUGUCAUUUAGAACCUUGGACGAUAUGGUAUUGGAUUGGAGAAGGUAUUCCACCUGAUGUUCCUGAUUUUCUCUCUGAUACUUCACGUGACUUUAUCGAGAAAUGCCUACAAAUUGAUCCAAAGGCACGUCCAACUGCGGCCCAGCUUUUACAGCAUACAUUUGUGAAAGAGGUCAAAGCAAUCAGCAGCACCUGCAAGCAGAAUGAGAAAAAUAUGUCAUGAACUGACGACAAAAUGGAUUGAUUAAUGCUUAUAGUAAAGAGCGAUGUAUGAUUUAAUUUGAUAUAUGGUGCAAAUUGCUGAUUUUGGAUUGGGAAAUGUAAUUGCUUAGAAUCUUUAAUUUGGUAUCA
Messenger RNA from Jatropha curcas, 2862 nucleotides. RefSeq lists its product as uncharacterized. The record is from RefSeq and is a predicted model, not a curated record. Gene Ontology annotation, molecular function: ubiquitin-protein transferase activity; MAP kinase kinase kinase activity; ATP binding. Gene Ontology annotation, biological process: protein phosphorylation; MAPK cascade. NCBI's taxonomy places the organism in Eukaryota, Viridiplantae, Streptophyta, Magnoliopsida, Malpighiales, Euphorbiaceae. Gene Ontology annotation, cellular component: cytoplasm.